CCUGACACAAACCUCGUUUGGGAAACAUGGAGGCAUCAACAAUAUUUGCUCUUCUCUUCCUCAUCUCAGGAGCUCACAGUGCUUCCAGUAAUGAGUCCUGCAGCAAGCAUGAUAAGGUGACGUCAGACAGCAAACGUCAAGUACUUCACAGUUUCUCUCAUUCCACAUGUGGUUCAGGUGUCGUGACAGUUAAUACACUACAAAUUGGCCCUGAUCCUAUUGCACUUCCGGGUAGCAUUAAUCUUGCUUUCAAUGUGGAUGUCAAGCAAGAGUUGCAGUCACCGAUCAAGGUUCAUGUGACAGUAUGGAUGAAAAUCCUGUUUGUAUGGGUAAACGUGAGGGAAAUUUCUUAUGAUGCCGCGUGUGUUCUCCUGCAAGACCACAAAUGCCCUCAAGUCUUCGUUGACAACAACAUUCCCUGCAUGUGUCCGGUUACCACAGGUCAUUAUGUCCUUCAAGAUCCAACUUUCCUGUCCAAGUCCCGUCCAUUCCUGGUGGGGAUUACUGUGCCAGAUUUAAUGUAAACAUGGGCUCAUCAGCUGUGUUGUGUGAAGAUGUGUACUUCACAAUCGCAUAAAUUGUCACAAAUAAAAUGCCGGAGAAUAA
This is a messenger RNA of Haliotis rubra (blacklip abalone), 606 nucleotides long. RefSeq names its product ganglioside GM2 activator-like. The coding region runs from base 27 to 524 and encodes 165 amino acids. The record is from RefSeq and is a predicted model, not a curated record. Gene Ontology annotation, molecular function: enzyme activator activity; lipid carrier activity. NCBI's taxonomy places the organism in Eukaryota, Metazoa, Mollusca, Gastropoda, Lepetellida, Haliotidae. Gene Ontology annotation, cellular component: cytoplasmic side of plasma membrane. The transcript is spliced from 4 exons. Gene Ontology annotation, biological process: ganglioside catabolic process; lipid transport.